AUGAAUAAUACUUCGAAUAAAUUGACACGUCAAUCAACGCAAAUUAUUUUGAUUAAAGACCGUCUUCAUCAUGCGGCGCUCUUACGUACACGCUCAUUGCCAACAUCAUUGUAUAAUGACAUGAAAAACAGAUUCGGCAUCUUCUCGUCGUGUAAUCAUCGUUCGACAGAUGAGUUUCAAAGUAAAACCAACGAUAAGUACAGUGAAUUCACAGCACGAUCUUCAACAGCUAUCGUCCGUUUCGAUCACGGGAAAACAUCAGAAAUCGCUGUUCAAGUAGGUCGCUUUCUCGACAUACGAAUGUGUUAA
Messenger RNA from Adineta ricciae, 309 nucleotides. The record is from the annotation of a GenBank genome assembly. NCBI's taxonomy places the organism in Eukaryota, Metazoa, Rotifera, Eurotatoria, Adinetida, Adinetidae.